Messenger RNA from Phodopus roborovskii (desert hamster), 2321 nucleotides. It is a transcript of the gene Smap1, whose product is annotated as small ArfGAP 1. The transcript has 10 exons. Bases 200 to 1522 code for a protein of 440 amino acids. The record is from RefSeq and is a predicted model, not a curated record. Gene Ontology annotation, biological process: regulation of clathrin-dependent endocytosis. NCBI's taxonomy places the organism in Eukaryota, Metazoa, Chordata, Mammalia, Rodentia, Cricetidae. Gene Ontology annotation, molecular function: GTPase activator activity; metal ion binding.
GGCGGGCCGGCCGAGGAGGCGGGACACGUCGGUGCUGCCUCGGCCGCCGCCGCCCCUCCUCGGGUUCCAGCCGCCGCCGCCGCCGCCGCUUCCUGGGCCGAGCCCGCCCGCGGCCCCAGCGGCGCCAGCUGCCCUCGCCCGCCGGCUCCCCCGGUGCCGCCCGCCCGGCCGCCCGCCCGCGUCCCGGUCCGCCGCCGACAUGGCGACACGCUCGUGUCGGGAGAAGGCUCAGAAGCUGAACGAGCAGCACCAGCUCAUCCUGUCCAAACUGCUGAGGGAGGAGGACAACAAGUACUGCGCCGACUGCGAGGCCAAAGGUCCCCGAUGGGCUUCCUGGAAUAUUGGUGUGUUUAUUUGCAUCAGAUGUGCUGGAAUUCAUAGAAAUCUUGGUGUUCAUAUAUCCAGGGUCAAGUCAGUCAAUCUAGACCAAUGGACAGCAGAACAAAUACAGUGCAUGCAAGAUAUGGGAAAUACUAAAGCAAGACUACUUUAUGAAGCCAAUCUUCCAGAAAACUUUCGAAGACCACAGACAGAUCAAGCAGUAGAAUUUUUCAUCAGAGAUAAAUAUGAAAAGAAGAAAUACUAUGAUAAAAACGCUAUAGCUAUUACAAAUAAAGAAAAGGAAAAAAAAAAGGAAGAGAAAAAGAGAGAAAAGGAAACAGAAAAGCCUGCCAAACCACUAACAACUGAAAAGCUGCAGAAGAAAGAUGAUCAACAACAGGAGCCUAAGAAAAGCACCAGCCCCAAAAACGCUGCAGAGCCCACAGUUGACCUUUUAGGACUUGAUGGCCCUGCUGAGGCACCAGUGACCAAUGGGAGCGCAACCACAGUGCCACCUCUGAAUGACGAUCUGGACAUUUUUGGACCAAUGAUUUCUAAUCCUUUACCGGCAACGGUCAUGCCCCCAGCUCAGGGGACAGCCUCUGUACCAGCAGCUGCUACCCUGUCUACCGUGUCAUCUGGGGAUCUGGAUCUGUUCACUGAGCAACCUACAAAGUCAGAAGAAGUAGCAAAGAAACAACUCUCCAAAGAUUCCAUCUUAUCUCUGUAUGGUACAGGAACACAGCAAAGCACUCCUGGUGUGUUUAUGGGACCCACAAAUAUACCAUUUACCUCACAAGCACCGACUGCAUUUCAAGGUUUUCCUUCCAUGGGCGUACCAGUGCCUGCUGCUCCCGGUCUUAUAGGAAAUAUGAUGGGACAGAAUCCAAGCAUGAUGGUGGGCAUGCCCAUGCCCAAUGGGUUUAUGGGAAAUACACAGACUGGAGUGAUGCAACUUCCUCAGAAUGUUGUUGGCCCUCAAGGAGGAAUGGUAGGACAAAUGGGUGCACCACAGAGUAAGUUUGGCCUGCCACAAGCUCAGCAACCUCAGUGGAAUCUCUCACAGAUGAAUCAGCAAAUGGCUGGCAUGAAUCUCAGUAGUGCAAACCCGACUGCAGGUUUUGGCCAGCCCCCAAGCACAACAGCAGGGUGGUCUGGAAGCUCGUCGGGGCAGACUCUGAGCACACAACUGUGGAAGUGAAAAGCUUCAUCCAGAGUUUCAUCCAGAAUCAACACCCGGCAUUCCUCACUACAGAGGCAUCUAGUUCCCAUUUAUUCAUGUACAUAAUGUAUUUUCUUUUCCCCCAUUUGUUCACACAUUAACAAUUACCUGAUUGACCGUGUUGGUCUGUGCUGAUUAAAUUUGAUGUGAAAGCAGGUUGAGAAACCAUCUUCUGUGGAGGGCAGCUUUGCUCUUAUUUCCCAUGAUGUCAUAGGCCACAGUGAGAAGCUGCUCAGUUAACUCGCAUAAUCGGUUUUAUUCUCAAAAUUAUAGCUCUAAUGUUUGCAUAUAAGGGAAGUAGUUAUCAUGUUAGUAAUACUUCUAACAGUAUAAACCCCACCCCCAAAUUAGCCAGUAACCCUGUAGGAAGGUACUGUAUGAUCAAAUGUUUAAUCAUAUAGAGUGUAAAUGUAUCACUGAACACUGUUUUCUAGUGUAUCAAAUUCUUUUAUUCAUCACUCAUUUCACUGUGCUGUUAUGAUGUGCUUAACAGGGAACAUGGUUAGUAAAAGGAGAUAAACCUGGAUGUUACUGUAAAACUUAAUGUCUCAAAAAUUCAAAUUUUUGCUGUCUCUUGUAAUUGGGACCUUUUCUCAUGUACAUAGUGCUAAUAUGGAUACCUUUUCUCUGCACUAUAUGCACACAGGGUAACUAAAACAAAGCCACUUUUAAUCCUUGAAGGUAUAUCCAGGUUUAUGACAGUAAUUGUGUUUACAUUUUAUGGUGCCUAGUAUUGACAAAAUGUUAUUUCCCUAUAUUAAACAGAUGAAUCCACGCA